AUGUUAAGCGAAAUAGGUCAAACUCCAAAGUUGGUUGAAAUGUUGGAUAUGUCUGUCCCUGCAGUUGCUAAAUUGAGACGUCUUUUAGAUAGUCUUCCAAGGGAAGCUUUGCCAGACAUUCUCACUUCAAUUAUUCGAACAAGCAACAAAGAGAAACUUCAGAUUUUAGAUGCUGUUAGCCUAGAGGAGCGAUUCAAGAUGACCAUACCAYUGCUUGUCAGGCAAAUUGAAGGUCUGAAAUUGCUUCAGAAAACCAGAAAACCCAAGCAAGAUGAUGAUAAGCGGGUUAUAGCAAUACGCCCUAUUAGAAGACUCACACACAUCCCAGGUACUUUAGAAGAUGAGGACGAGGAUGAAGAUAAUGAUGAUAUUGUCAUGUUAGAGAAAAAAAUACGAACAUCCAGUAUGCCAGAGCAGGCCCAUAAAGUCUGUGUCAAAGAGAUAAAAAGACUCAAAAAAAUGCCUCAAUCAAUGCCAGAAUAUGCUCUGACUAGAAAUUAUUUGGAACUUAUGGUAGAACUUCCUUGGAACAAAAGUACAACUGACCGUCUGGACAUUCGGGCAGCCCGAAUUCUUCUGGAUAAUGACCACUAUGCCAUGGAAAAAUUGAAGAAAAGAGUUCUGGAAUACUUGGCUGUCAGGCAGCUGAAAAACAACCUGAAGGGCCCUAUUCUGUGCUUUGUUGGCCCUCCUGGAGUUGGUAAAACAAGUGUGGGAAGAUCAGUGGCCAAGACUUUAGGUCGAGAGUUCCACAGGAUUGCGCUUGGAGGAGUAUGUGAUCAGUCUGACAUUCGAGGACACAGGCGAACCUAUGUUGGCAGUAUGCCUGGUCGUAUAAUCAAUGGCUUGAAGACUGUUGGAGUUAAUAAUCCCGUGUUCCUAUUAGAUGAGGUUGACAAACUGGGGAAAAGUCUGCAGGGUGACCCUGCAGCAGCUUUGCUUGAGGUAUUGGAUCCUGAACAAAACCAUAACUUCACAGAUCAUUAUCUAAAUGUGGCCUUUGACCUUUCCCAAGUUCUUUUUAUAGCUACUGCCAACACCACUGCUACUAUACCACCUGCUUUAUUGGAUAGAAUGGAGAUCAUUCAGGUUCCAGGGUAUACACAGGAGGAAAAGAUAGAGAUUGCCCACAGGCACUUAAUCCCAAAGCAACUGGAACAACAUGGGCUGACUCCUCAACAGAUUCAGAUCCCUCAGGUUACUACUCUUGCCAUCAUCACCAGGUACACCAGGGAAGCAGGAGUUCGUUCUCUGGAUAGAAAGUUUGGGGCCAUUUGCCGAGCCGUUGCCGUGAAGGUUGCAGAAGGACAACAUAAGGAAGCCAAGUUGGACCGUUCAGAUGUAACUGAGGGAGAAGGUUGCAGAGAACACAUCUUAGAAGAUACAAAACCAGAAUCUAUAAGUGACACUACUGACUUGGCCCUACCACCUGAAAUGCCAAUUUUGAUUGAUUUCCAUGCUCUGAAAGACAUCCUUGGGCCCCCGAUGUAUGAAAUGGAGGUAUCUGAGCGUUUGAAUCAACCAGGAGUGGCAAUAGGUUUGGCUUGGACUCCCUUAGGUGGGAAAAUCAUGUUUGUGGAGGCAAGUCGAAUGGACGGUGAAGGUCAGUUAACACUGACUGGCCAACUAGGGGAUGUCAUGAAGGAGUCUGCCCAUCUUGCUAUUAGCUGGCUCCGCAGCAAUGCAAAGAAAUACCAUCUGACUAAUGCUUUUGGAAGUUUUGAUCUUCUUGACAACACAGACAUCCAUCUGCACUUCCCAGCUGGAGCUGUCACAAAAGAUGGACCAUCUGCUGGUGUUACCAUAGUAACCUGUCUCGCCUCACUUUUUAGUGGGCGGUUGGUACGUUCAGAUGUAGCCAUGACUGGAGAAAUUACACUAAGAGGUCUUGUUCUUCCAGUGGGUGGAAUUAAAGACAAAGUUCUGGCAGCACACAGAGCAGGAUUAAAGCAAAUCAUUAUUCCUCAGAGGAAUGAGAAGGACCUUGAAGAAAUCCCAAGCAAUGUACGACAGGACUUAAGUUUUGUCACAGCAAGCUGCCUGGAUGAAGUUCUUAAUGCAGCUUUUGAUGGUGGCUUUACUGUCAAGACCAGACCUGGUCUUGUAAAUAGCAAGUUAUAGGCCCAAAACUUGUUAGAAUUUAAUGUUUGAAGUACUGUAAGAGACUGACAAGUUCGAUUUUAUUCACAUCAGUAAGAGUAAUCACAAGAAUAAUGAACCUCAUUCAACUAGCGGCUAAUGUUUAUUAUGAAAACAUGAUCUGUUAAUAAACUGAUAAAAGUAAAAUCCUUGUCUUCAGUGGAAUCCCUAGUCCUCAGUGUAGUCCACAGAACCCCAGCAUCUGUAUUACCUGAGAACUUGUUAGAAAUAAAAAAUUGUCAGAGCCAGUUCAGACCUGACUCAAACUCUGGGGACAUGGGGCCCUCCAGGUAAUUCUGUCAGUCAACUUCAGGAACCAUUGGUGUAAACCAUUACCUCAGCAGACUCACCUGUAGGCUUUAUUGGAUCCUGGAACCAAUCACUUAGAAGGGGAACUUGCAAAGAUGAAAAAUAUAGCCAACUACUAUUUGUCCUUGUGGAAAACAAACAUCCUGGCCCUGGGUGCCUAUAGUCUCAGGAAAAUUCAGUCCUCAGAGGGAGGCACAGCUAUCCCUCUUGAGGAAUAGUUUUUCAGAAUAAAGGCUUCAAAUUCUGUCUUCUGCAAUUCACUUCUGUUAGUUUGCUUGUGCCAAUUCCAAAGUCUGUCUACUUCCCAUCCCUAUCUUCUGGGUUCAGUCCAAGGUAGWGGGUAACUAUGAAGGCAGGCUCUAGCUGUGUAAACUUUUUGUUAUCUUCCUUUUCCAAUCUGUGAAAUGUAAGUAGUGGUACCUACUACACUAUGACUGUGAAGAUUAAAUGUAAAAUAAUAUUACGCAAUUUUAACUAUUAUUCCAACCAGUAUUGGACUUAAGAAUCAAAAUAUUAUAUUGCAAAAGAGAGCUGGGAGCAGUGGUGCAU
Messenger RNA from Urocitellus parryii (Arctic ground squirrel), 2997 nucleotides. Lineage: Eukaryota; Metazoa; Chordata; Mammalia; Rodentia; Sciuridae. The record is from RefSeq and is a predicted model, not a curated record.